Messenger RNA from Physella acuta, 3159 nucleotides. RefSeq names its product roundabout homolog 1. Gene Ontology annotation, cellular component: neuron projection. NCBI's taxonomy places the organism in Eukaryota, Metazoa, Mollusca, Gastropoda, Physidae. The record is from RefSeq and is a predicted model, not a curated record.
CAUUGAUCCACAUCGUGCUACCUUCAAGCAUCCCGCCUGCGUCUGCUCUCCCAGAACUCACGUCUGCUGCCAGUGUUCUAAUGAGUUCUAGGGUCAGCUCUCUCAGACCAUCCCGAUUUAUGAGUGACCAAUCUAGAACCUGUUCCACCGCCGUCGUCGUGCCUGGAAUUCUCUGAUGGGAUCUGGACGUUCUGUCUAACUGGUUUCACUGGACACUGUGACGUCACGUGGAUAUUUUUUUCUCGGCGUUCAAGCCAAUGGUUCCCGUGAAGACGCUGACUAUCAAGUGACCAACCCUGACAAUGAGACUGACCUGUGUCCAGCACUGCCUACUUCUGGCACUGAUGACCUCUGUGACGUUCGCCAAAAAACCAAACAAGAGCAAGAAACAAGACUCCAAAAAAGUCCCCCUCACCUGGAAAGAGGACUCCACGCCAGGCUCUAAGAAGACCCAGAUAACAGUGGCUGAGGAGAAGCCCUUCACCUUGGACUGUCGGACUUCCGGUCACCCCAAGCCCAAGAUCACGUGGUUCAGGAACAACCUCGAGCUGAAGAGCUCAGAUAUUGAGGUGAAGAAUUCUAUUCUGACGGUAAAGGCCAUGACCGUUGACCUUGGAGGUAACUACACGUGCAAGGCUGUUAACAAACAUGGCGAUAUCAGUUGGACAGUCAAGGUCGAUGUUCAAGCGAGAAAGUGGCCUUUGAUCAUCGACUCUCCUCAAAAUGUGACCGCCUUUAACGGCUCCACCGCCAGCUUCAGCUGUAGUGCACUCAAUGACCCCGAUGCCACCAUCAAGUGGAGCAGAAGGAAGGAGAAGCUCGGGGAUGAUGCGUCCGAUAAGCAAUGGGAGACACUGAACGUUCAGGGCGAUCCCAGGCUCCUGACCCUGACCAACGUGAGUAAAGCACACGAGGGGGAGUACCAGUGCACGGCAGGAAACGUGUGGGGCAUCCGGCACAACUUCGCCUGGCUGACUGUCAUAGAGCCCAUCAUCUCGUACGUCGAACCGGAGCCUGGCAAUCGUGGUAACCAUGGCGACACAUUCCCCUACGAGACCACAAAGCAUCCCAUGGAGAGCGAAGACUCCAAUGACAUCGUUGAAGGCUUCAACUAUGAGGAUCUUGACGUCACCACCCGGAAGUCCAGAAACCGAAACCAAGACCGGAACAAGAAUAAAAAUAAAAACAAAAACAAAGAUAAAAAAGACAAGACUAAAAAGCCGACCCCCGUGGAUAGAAAUCUGUACCCCACUACAUACAUGCCGCCCAGAGAACCUGAGCUGGACCGCACGACAGGUGUGACUAUCUGGAACUACGGCACGACGUAUGGGGGUGGGGCCAGCGAUGCCAGGUACCCGGGCUUAGAGACAACGUCGGAGCCGGUGACAGCCAGGAGCGGGCAUGGGAGCGACACCCACAAGGGGGGCAUCAGUGCCUGGACCAUAUACACGGUGGUGGGGGCGGUGGGUGGGGUCAUCCUUCUCAUAGGUCUGAUCGCCAUCACAUUGACUUUAUGCUGUAAGAAGGAGGACGACGGUGCUUACAAGUCGACUUCUGUUUGAUUUCUCUUCAUUUCACGCCGUCAAGAUCACAGUUCAUUUAUUCAUCUUUUGGUAAAUAUCACUCACUUCAAUUUUAAAUUUAAAAACAACAACGGACUUAUGGCAGCCCUUAAUAAACGAUUCAAAACAACUAGUUGUGAUCAGUUAUUACAAUUAAAACACAAGUAAACAGUUUAGCGUUCGGAAAUUUAAAAAAAUAAAUAAAAAGAAAAAUUGUGUUAGCGAAAAAACAGUUUCGAUCAGCAGAAAAACUUUGCCAUUGAGUUUUGUACAGAAGAUUUUAAGCUGAUGUAUCAUGAUGUAUCAUGAUGUAUUAUGAUGUAUUAUGAUGUACUUUGAUGAUGUAUUAAGAUGUUUUAAGAUGUUUUAUGAUGCUUUUGUUUGUGCUGUGCUUCCACUUCAAAUCAUGGUGUCCUCGUUCAGUCAUGACUUCAGUCACGUCUUGCUGUAACAAGAUGACCGAACACAAGAUGACUGAACACAAAAUGACUGAACACAAGAUGACUGAACAAAAACUUGACUGAACACAAAAUUAACUGAACACAAAAUUGACUAAACACAAAAUUGACUGAACAAAAAGUUGACUGAACAAAAACUUGACUGAACACAAAAUUGACUGAACAAAAAGUUGACUGAACAAAAAGAUGACUGAACACAAAUUUGACUGAACAAAAAAUUGACUGAACGAAAACUUGACUGAACAAAAACUUGACUGAACAAAAACUUGACUGAACAAAAACUUGACUGAACAAAAAAUUGACUGAACAAAAAAUUGACUUAAAAAACAAUUGGCUCCUGUUUAUGGUAACCCCCACUAUAUUAGAUUUCUGACGUCACUUUAGAACCUUCGAUUAGCAUCAGUCACUGUUGUAUGUAGCUGUUGAUAACGCAUCGCCACUUAAUGUUGACUGAACAAAUGUUUUUGCUUAUGUUUUCAAUCUUUAGGCAUCCAUAUUACCAACAAAUUAACAAAAAAAGGAAAAAUAUGUGGGCUUACCAUUUUCUCAUUUUUAGUAAUUAUGGACCAUAGUGAUAUUUAUGCACUCAACAAUUUCAGUUUCAUCCUUGUCUAAAUAGAAGAUCUCAGCAAUGUUUUAUCAAAACCAGUCUUUUAUUUGAAAACAAGGAUUACUAAGCAAAAAAAAAAAUCAGCAGAAAUGUGACCUCAUAUUGUAUGAGUGUGUGGACGUUCUAUACAAAACAUUAUGAUAAUCAAUAUAAUUAACUAACCAUAAUAUACCGUUUCCUAUGUACAUUUGUAAACUUUUUUUUUCUAUUUAUAAUUAUUAUUCUAUUUUUUAGUGCCGUUUGUAAGAAUGUGAAAUGAUUUUACCGCCUUAGAUUCAUGUAUUCAACUUCAUCAAAAAAAAAUCACUACAUAAAAUUUACAGAGAUGUUGUAAAGAGUAGUAGUGGCGUCACUAGGCGGGAUGAAAGCCUGGGGUAGUCCACCCCCUUUCACCCCUCCUAGUGACGCCACUAAAACUGGGUAUAUAUUUGUAUGUACAGUUUUUAUUUAGUUUACCUCAAGUGAAAUCGCUCCACUCACGAUUCCAAUAGGCGGACCACACCAUUUCUUCUAGUCAAUCUUCAUUACA